GCAAGUUUGAGUGCGGUGGGCGGUGUGGAAACAUCAGAGGAGCAAAAAAGACGUUUCGAAGUGGAGUGUGAAUUCGUUCAAGCAUUGUCCAAUCCGCACUAUCUCAAUUUUCUGGCACAACGGGGAUAUUUCAAAGAAGCAUACUUCAUUAAUUAUCUUAAGUAUUUGCUGUACUGGAAACGGCCCGAAUACGCUAGAGCAUUGAAAUAUCCGCAGUGUUUACAUUUUCUGGAGGCAAUUCAGCAUUCAGAGUUUCGUGAGGCCAUAGCGUGUAAUGCGAAUGCGAAAUUUAUUGAAGAGCAACAAAUAUUACAGUGGCAAUAUUAUACGAGGAAAAGGCAACGACUACAUGUUAUUGGUGGUUGUUGUAUCAUUGUUGUUGUGUUUUCAAUUGUAACUAAACUAACAAUCGAAUUAAUCGAGCCAUUAAAGAUGAAUGCUUUGGAUCGCAAAAUACAAUUCAUUGAAAUAUUAGAAGAGCUAUGUAAUCACAUGCUAGAGUAUAAACUGCACAAAGAUAAAGAAGGCUUGCAAAGAUUCUCAAAAGAGGAAACGUCCACGAUGAAUACACUCAAUAAACUGCAUCAGCGAGGUGUUAAGGUGGAAUUGGGUAUUCCUCAUGAAAUGUGGGAUAAGCCAGGUGUUGAAAUAACCUCAUUAAAACAACAAUGUGAAAAUAUUUUGGGGGAUUACGAUGAAGACAUUGAACGUUGGUUUUAUUCUGGCCGUAGUCGAAUUCCUUUGCAGAAAUACUUAUGUGAACAACGAGUGCUGAAAGGGAACGAUGUGUCUUGCAUUCGUAAAGUUAAUUCUGAAUUGUGA
This is a messenger RNA of Anisakis simplex (herring worm), 822 nucleotides long. NCBI's taxonomy places the organism in Eukaryota, Metazoa, Nematoda, Chromadorea, Rhabditida, Anisakidae. The record is from the annotation of a GenBank genome assembly.